Molecule: messenger RNA, 6299 nt
Organism: Cheilinus undulatus (humphead wrasse)
Lineage: Eukaryota; Metazoa; Chordata; Actinopteri; Labriformes; Labridae
Gene: tapbpl
Product: TAP binding protein like
Exons: 8
Coding region: 885-2174 (429 amino acids)
Biological process (GO): antigen processing and presentation of endogenous peptide antigen via MHC class I
Cellular component (GO): membrane
Source: RefSeq, a predicted model, not a curated record
AAUGUCCGGUUGUACAGCACAGUAUCAUCACUUCGGCGAGGCAAAAAGGCUGGGAAAGUGCGUCGUUUUCAACCAGUAUCACAAGCUUAAGUUGGCUUUAGCUUUCUAACUGUAGGACACGGCGAGAGAGUAAAAACAAAGCUGGGUUGGAGCACUACUCUAGUUCCUCAAACAGUAGCCGUCCGUUGUCCGCUGCCACCUACAGUCAAUGUUUGAUAAGAGUUAAUUUACCUUCGGGAUAUUCGUAUGUAAGAGCACGUAGACAACUUCAGGAGAACGACAUAAAACUUCGACUGAACUCAACACACCUGUGAUACAUCACGUCUCUUGAAGCAAAAUCACUCCGCCAACCGUAACCCUGAGCAACCUUAAAGACAAAGUGCGCCACAUCUGUUCUUUCCUUGAUGACCAUUACGCCAAAUAAAGACGACAUAGGGUGCGCUGCACGGUUUAAUAAUACAGAAUCGAAUUCGAUAGAUAAUCAUAUGUUUCCAUAGAAACCGAUGAUCCACUCCCUGCUUCUCCGUCAUUGGACGGUCCUGCCAUACGAUUUAGUAUCGCUUUCGCUCCUUAGCCUCAAAACGCGCAUGCUCAGGAUUGCGAGACAGGGUUACAGCCUGUGUCUGACUAUAUUAGGAGUUAACUAUUAAAUUGUAUUUUAUUAUUUUUGAGAGCUGACCCAGGUUAAACUAUCGAUGCUGUCACCAGGCUGCGUAAUACUAAACACCGUAGAAUUUCAGCGAGUGUUUGUUAGGUGCUGAAAUCAAAAGCGAAAGUUUGGAGGUAGCCUGCUAUCAGACGUUAUAUUACUUUAUAUAGGGCUCUUUUCAGGAAGUAUUUGUCUCUUAAACUGUAACUUUAUAAAACUUUGCAUUCAAGACUGCAUGGGGAUGAUCGAAGUUAUUUUAUUUGGAUGUUUCCUGACGAGCGUUUACGCUGAUGCUGUCGCAGAUGUGGUCCUCUCCUGCACCCUGGUGGAGGAGGGUGUGGGAGGAAUGGGUGGUCGUUCUCUGUUCAGUCGGACCCCAGCCACCCUUGUCCUAAGAGACGUUGCUGUUGGUCCUGAUGAAUCACUGGAAACACUCACCCCCUUUGUCCCACCUUCGAUCCCUGAUCCAGACGCCUACCUGUUUGAAGCCAGAGUGUCAUCAGCAGAGAUCCCAAAAGCAGACGUGUUGCUUCAUGCAGACUGCAAUGAGCAGGAGGUGACGUGUGAAAUGAGUCGAUAUAUUCCUCAAGGAUCCCAGGAGAGUUCAGAUGCAGUUUAUUUCAUGGUGUCUCUAGAUGUAGAGGGCGUUGAGUUCAGCACUGCAUUGAUCCUGCAGACUGAGACGGUGAACACAGAUGGGUCAACACUCAUACAAAACAAACUUGGUCUGCCUCUUAGCCAAUCAGGGACUCUUCUGACUGAAGUGAUAUUUGUGGUGUUUUCCCACAUUAAGGCUGUAUCUGCUCAACUGAGAGGUGAUGUUCUUCUCGACUGUGGCUUCAGACAGAGAGAGAUCCCAUUAUCACAGGAGGUGGCCAUUGAAUGGCGACUGCAGCACAGAGGAAAAGGGCAGAAAGUGUUAGAAAUGAAGACGAGGCUGGAUGAUGCAGAGGGGAGUACAUCUGUGCAUGUAGAGAGGAAAGGAUCAAGCGUGGAUGCAGCCUUGGUGGUCACAGAGGGAAAUGCCUCUAUGACUCUGACCACAGUUAAAGUUCAUGAUGAGGGGGCGUACAUCUGUACUGUCAGUGUCGGCCUUUUUCACGCACAGCAGAUCGUUCAUCUCAACAUCCUUCAGGCCCCUCAAGUGUCUCUCUCAAAGGAGAAAUUGGUUGUGAAGACACGGACAACACUGAGUUGCCACUGUGCUAAAUAUUACCCCCUGGAUACUCAGAUGGAGUGGUUGUCCCUCUCUCCUUCAGACUCAGAGUCCUUAGUGUUUCCAGAUCAGGGCGCUCUGUCCAGCCAUCGGCAGCACGGAGAUGGGACUUACUCGCAGUCCUCUCACCUCACUGUGCCCUCUGAUGUCGCCCCUGGAACUAAAAUCAUCUGCAGGGUGUCACAUCAAGCCCUGGACUCUCCGAUCUCUGUCAGUGUGGAAGUAGAAAGUCCACAACUAGACUCUUAUUGGUGGUUUCUGGGUUUCUUGAUCAUCACCGUGCUUUUCUUCGUCCAAGUCAUGAGAUAAGUAAGAUGGCAGUAUUCUCAAAGAUCAUCAAGACUUGAGCCCGAGCCUUUAAGGGCUGCUUUUGUGUUAUUUGUGAGAAAAUUGUAACUGUUUUUCUUUUUAGAAACUGUGACAGGUUCUUCUAACUCUUAUAGCCCUCUAAUGCAGUGGUCCCCAAACCUUUUUGGGACAUGGACUGGUUUCAUGAAAGACAACACUUUCAUGGACCUGCUGUCAAUGUGUGGGGGAUAAAUCAAUGAAGUAACAUGAUACAAAAGACAUAAAAACAAAGUGCAGAAAACAUACAACUCAUCAUGAUGCCAAAUUAGUGGGUGUGCGAGAAUCACCUGUCUCAAUACACAGGUAUUUAAAGUUGGGCUCCAGGUAUUGUCUUUUACAUUCAGCUCUCUUUUCUUUCUCCAUCUUGUGGGCUUAAGUUUUGGGUAUGACAGACAAACAGACGACAUAACAGAAGAAGAUCUAAUCAUUUUUUAAAAUAAAACAGCUUUUAAUCUCUGAUAGUCAGUUAAAUGGAAAUAAAAUAAGUUAUUUAUUCUACCUGUGCGGCCCUGUAAGAAAUGACCCACAGACCAGUACCGGUCCGUGACCUGGGGGUUGGAGACCGCUGCUUUAAUGAAUAGAGAAAUACAAAUGAGAGUGAAACUGCACUUUUUGUAAGUGUAUCUUUGUUUGUUUUUGAGUUGUGAUAUUGGAUUACUUGUGUUAUGACUUUACUGAGAACAGUUUGCGCUUGAUUCUCUCAUUUUUUUCACAUUGUAUUUUAUUUGGCAUUAAAAAACAAUUUAGUCUCAUGAAGUCAAUCAAAAACAGCAUUCAUCCUGCACAGGUAGAGCAGCUUGGAGAGAUUACAUUGGAAUGAUUGGUUAUACAGCAGUGAGUACCAGAAUCAGCAAAACAAUGAAAGCAAGGUCUGAUUUUAAAUGGGUUAAUGAUUUUGUAACGUAGGCCGAUGAUUGUCUGCAUAACCUUUUGUAAAUGCUGAAAGACUUCUAGCCGAAGUUCUAAUGAUUGGUCUGAAUUUGAAAACAGUACCAUGCACUAUUAUUUUUAUAUCUUUUUACUGUAAAAUUUGAUCAGAUGAUAUUCUGUAAAUCUGUAUAUUUUGCUAAAGCUAUUUAAACUUUUCAAUUGCACUGUCGUCAGUCAUCCAAACAUUAUUUAACUGACAAUCCUGCCAUUUCUGUUUUAAAUUCUAGUGGCAUGUUCAGAAAUAUUGAUACACAGAUACUUUAGGUCAGGUUGAUUUUUUUAUACAUGUCCAAGACAUGCAUGGGCUUGAAUGUUUUUUUGUUUGUUUUGUUUUGUUUCUGUAGUGCAUGAUGAAGCAGCUGUGAAAGGUGAAUGGCCGAUUUACAAAUAGUAAAGCCAAUGAAGGGGCAAAAAAGGGGAAGGUGUCCAUAUUAGGGCCUCUGCACUCACCAACCACUCUCUAAGUUAUACCUCCUCAGCUUUUUAUUAGGGCAUAUUUUUCUAAUCAGUCAGUCACAUGGUAGCAACCAGUUCAUUUAGGCAUGUGGCGAUGGAACAUCUGUUCUUGUAUAAUUUGUGCAUCAGAAUGAGGAAGAAGGGAAAUUGUAACUUUUUUAAAUGUGCCAUGGUUGUUUAUGCAGGACAGGCUGGUCCAAGUAUUUCAGAGAAGAAUGACCGGACUGGUUCAAGCUUCUAGAAAGGCAACAAUAACUCAAAUAACUAUUCAUUACAACAGAAAAGCAUCUCUGAAUGUAUACCACAUUAAACCUUAAAGCAGUUAGACUACAGCAACAUAAGACCAAACCGGAUGCCACUCUGGUCAUUUAAGAAGAGGAGGUUGAGGCUACAAUUCAAACAGGCUCACAAAAACAGGACAUUGAAAGAUAGGAAAAAUUUUGGCUGAUCUAAUGAGUCUCCAUUUCUAUAACAUUCAGAAGAGUCAAAAUUUGGCAUAAUCAUGAAAGCCUGCCAGACUACCAAUACCCACGGCACAUUCAAAGUCAUUUAAAUCACCUUUCUUCCUCCUUCUGUUUGAACUCUGUUUGAACUUCAGCACAUCAUCUUGACCAUGUCUACAUGUCUAAAUUCACUGGUUGCUGACAUGUGACAGACUGAUUAGAUAUAUUUGUGAGUAUGAGCAGCUGAACAGGCAUGCCUAAAAAAGUGAUCAUUUAGUAUAGUUUAUGUUAACAGACAACAUCUGGGGCCAGACUUUAAAAUAAAAAAUAUUUAUAUUUUUAGCAAAUAAAGGUAUUUUUGUCUUCCAGAAUAUGUUUAAUUUAUAACCCCUCGUUCACCAAUACUGCAGCUUACUGUAUGAGGGCGAUUGAGAUAUUUUAUGUACAUGUUCCUGGGGCAGCUAUGUUGUCCAUUGUUGAGUUUGAUGCUGUGUCACAAUUGAUGAAAAAACUUUUGUUCUGGUUCUGCAGCAGGGAAAAAUGUACUGUUAAAGAUCCUGAAGUGGAAAGCUGAUGUAGAAAACCAGAGUUUUUAAUCAAGAAUGUACUGCUAAGUAUGUGUCAUCUCCUAGCUCACAGAAAUUCUAAGGAACCAGAAAGAUUUAAGUCAUUAAAGAGGAUUUGUUUCAGCUUUGAUGAUUCUUGUCUAUUUCUAUUCAAUGCACAAUAAAGUGCAUAUUUGAGAGCUGUAGCUUGCAUUCCUGAGUUAAUAAUGGCAGACAGGCUGACAUUGUUCCUGAACAAAUGAGAGGGGUCUGACUGUACACCGCUACCUACAGACCGUUCAUCUGAGACGCUAUCUCUUUCAAAACAAAAAUAUACACUAAAACUUACUAAAUAAAAUUGGGAUUACACUUACAUUUAGGGUGGGUUAGGAUACAAAAACGUAAAGGUCAGAAACCUGACCUCUAAAACCUAAUAAAAUGUUUUUGAUAAAGCCUAGUAAGCAGUGUGCUUACAGGACAAAAGUUUGUCCUCCAUGAAAACACAUUAACGCAGCAAACAUAGCAUAAUCAGCUGCAUAAGCUAUGUAGCUACAUAGACAAUGUAACUAAAGCUAAGCAUACAAAGCAGCUACGUGAAAUACAUAGGUACAUUCUCUGUGUAGCUAUGUUAGCUUAGCUUCAUUUGCUAAAGCUCACCUUGCUAAAGCUAACGUAGCUCCAUUGGCUUGUGUAGUAACUUUGAUUAUGUAGCUAGCCUAGAUAUGUUAGCUUUAGCUGAGGCUAACGGAGCUAAAGUGAGCCACUGUUAGUGUAACUACUUCUAAAAAGGUUUGUACAUAAUUCAAUCCCAUAUUAGACCUCUGGCCUUUUUCCCUGUUUAAUUUAUGAAAUGCUGCUUUAGUCUGUAAUCCUAGCAGUGUGCUUAUUUCAUGUAAUUGACUGUUUUUUCCUAAAAAAGUUGGAUUAAAAAAAUAGAAUCAGGGAGUGCACAGUCUAGCCGUCUAAGGCGCUACCCAAGUAUGCAGGAAGCCUGGGUUCGAAUCCGGCCCGUGGCCCUUUGCCACAAGUCUUUCUUCACUCUCUCUCCUGUUUCCAACUCUAUCCACUGUCCUCCUCUAUAGAAUAAAGGCACAAAAUGCCCCCCAAAAAAACCCAAAACAUAGAAUCCAAAACAUUGUACCAGCAAAUUUCAGCACUACUGUUCUGAAAUAUAUUGCAUGUCAGAUGAACAGCCUGUGAGAGUGGCUGUCAGAGAGGAAGAGUCUGCAGCCAGACUGUUUUGGAUAAAUUGCUUCCAUCUCAGUUGUUUGUGGGAUUAUAUAUUGAAAAGAUAAACACAAUAUCUAAGAUAAAGCAGCAUAUUUUAACUCAUCAUAUCUUCUGAAUAUAAUAUUCUUUUGGGAGCAAAUGGGAAGCUAUGGGAGGCCUAAUGUGGCCCUCGGUCUGCCAGCUGAUAACUGCUGCUCUAGUUAUCAGCUGUUUGGUUUUUGUUCAAUUGGUACUAUUCUGAAAAUAACAUUAAGACAUGUUCUGACUUGUUUUGUGAGUUUUGUUGAUGUUUCUUUUACAAUGAAGAAUAUUUUGGCUCAGCAGCAUUGUUUGAGAUCCUCAACUUGAUCAAUGCAGCAACUUCUUUUCAAUAAUACUUGUUUCAGCUGGAGUAAGUCUGUAUGGCUAUUGUGAGAAAACUAGUUAUUUAAACAGUUCAAACUGAAUAAAAGUGUUCAAGAAUAAAAGAAUAUACUCAGAAA